This is a messenger RNA of Verticillium alfalfae VaMs.102, 1792 nucleotides long. RefSeq names its product glucan 1,3-beta-glucosidase. Gene Ontology annotation, cellular component: fungal-type cell wall; extracellular region; cell surface. NCBI's taxonomy places the organism in Eukaryota, Fungi, Ascomycota, Sordariomycetes, Glomerellales, Plectosphaerellaceae. The record is from RefSeq and is a predicted model, not a curated record. Gene Ontology annotation, molecular function: 1,3-beta-glucanosyltransferase activity; glucan endo-1,3-beta-D-glucosidase activity. The transcript has a single exon. Gene Ontology annotation, biological process: carbohydrate metabolic process; cell wall organization. Bases 278 to 1627 code for a protein of 449 amino acids.
GUCUUUAACGUCAAAACAUCACCUUUCCCUCUUCACACUCGCUUCCCCCGAACUUUCCCCCGAACUUAAGCCUCCUUCUUUCGGGACCUCGACAUUUCUUUGCAGCAACCCAUUCCAGGCACGCCUCACUCUUUUUGGCGCCUUACCACAUUCGCUCUUCCUUUGACCAAACUUUGCACGACUUCUUCGUCUGUCGUACCGACCCCGGGACACGACCUUUCGUACAACCUCUUAUUUUCCGCUUCUCUACAGUAGCUCAUCAAAUUCAACCGUCACGAUGCGCGUCUCCGCUACCCUUGCUGCCGGCGCCCUCGCCGUCAGCGUUUCUGCCCAGAACUACCUUGGCUUCAACUCCGGCGCCACCCUGGCCGACCGCUCUGCCAAGUUCAAGGCCGACUUCGAGGCCGAGUUCAAGGCUGCCCAGAGCCUGCCCAAUGCCCCCGGCAACUUCAACGCCGUCCGUCUCUACACCAACAUCCAGGCUUACUCCCAGGAUGACCCUAUUGAGGCUUUCGAGGCGGCCAUUGACACCAAGACGUCCAUCCUGCUCGGUGUCUGGGCCUCGGGCACUGACAACAUCGACAAGGAGGUGUCUGCCCUGAAGAAGGCCGUCGAGAAGUUCGGCUCCAAGCUGACCGACCUUGUCAUCGGUGUCUCCAUCGGUUCCGAGGAUCUCUACCGUGUCUCUGUCACCGGUGUGAAGAACAAGUCUGGUGCCGGUAACUCGCCCGACGCCAUUGUUGGCUUCAUCAAGGACUUCAAGGAUGCCUUCAAGGGCUCUGCCCUCAGCUCCGUCCCCGUCGGUCACGUCGACACCUGGGAUUCCUGGUCCAACGGCACCAACAAGGCCGUCAUUGACGCUGUUGACUUCCUCGGUGUGAACGAGUUCCCCUACUACGAGAACGACAAGGGCAACGACAUCAAGAACGCCGGUCACCUUUUCGACAAGGCUUACGACAUCACCAUCGCUGCUGCUGGUGGCAAGCCCGUCUGGGUCACCGAGACUGGCUGGCCCGCUGUUGGUCCCGACUGGGAUGAGGCCGAGGCUUCUGUCCAGAACGCCAAGUACUACUGGAAUGAGGUCGGCUGCCGUCAGCUCUUCGGCAAGACCCCCACCUUCUGGUACACUCUCCGUGACUCCAACCCCGACAACAAGAUGAAGUUCGCCAUCACCGAGUCUGUCGGCGGCAAGCCCCUCUUCGACCUCACCUGCCCCAAGACCUUCGACACCGACAAGCAGAAGGCCGAGUCCUCCUCCUCCGCUGCCGCCCAGUCCACCUCCGCUGCCACCGCUUCCGGCUCCAGCAACGCCACUGCCACUGGCAGCGGCUCCGCCUCGGAGACGUCUGCCAUCUCCGGUGGCAACGGCUCUGGCUCCGACUCUGGUUCGGGCUCUGCCUCCCCCUCGGGCUCUGGCAACGGCUCCGGAUCCGGCUCGGCCUCUCCGUCGGGCUCCGGCAACGGCUCCGGUGCCAACGGCGGUUCUGGUUCGGGCUCUGCCGAGAACCCUGCCUCCACCGAGGGCACCUCCCCCUCUACCGUUCCCGAGUCCUCCGCCGCCUCGCUCCAGAAGACCGUCGCCGUCGCCGCCCUGGCGCUCGUCGCCGGCCUCUUCACCCUUGCUUAAGCGUCUCGCUUGCGCUCUUGGUGAACGAGAAAAGCAACAUGUCUUUCUUUGGAUCUUGGAUUCGUGGGUCUCGGUCUUGGUUCUUAGCGGAUCUGGUUUAUUAGAGCUUGCAACUGGGGUUUUUGUACACACAUAGACGAGCUAUAAUGCAUCUCAUUGCCUACU